CCCCGCCUGGUUUCAGCUGCUUUCCUUAGAUUCCAGACUAGCUCUGAGAUUUCUCUCCAGUGUCAUUAAAAGGAUUUUCUCUCCAACGUGCAGGGCUCCACCAGUGACUUGGUGCCACCGGCUCCCUUGAGACCUAGCUCCCGGCUUCUGAUGGACUAAUCCUUCACUUCUUGGGCCAUGGGAGAAUGGGAGAGGGGAGCCUUUGGGCACCGGGUGCCAGCUCCCGCCUCUGUGGCUGUCGGGCACUUUGUCUCCAGCGUUCAGCAGUCGGCGGCGACAGCAGCCCAGCACAGCCCAGGACUUGGCAAGCCUUUGCUAACGCGCGCUCCUCCUCCUCCUGCCGCCCGGCCCAGCCCGGCGCGUCUCGGAGGUGCGAACCAGGCAACAUCCAGCUCCACUAGCAGUGGGUCGGCUGGUGGCGGUGCCCAGCUUGGGGCACACAGUUAGAGGGAGCUCUCGCGGUUGCUGAAGCGAGGAAGGGGCGGGAGGCGCCUUUGCUUGAAGCCGCCUGGCUUAGGCUGGGGCUAGGAGGGAGCGGGAGCGGGAGAUGCUGCGGCUGCUGGCAGGACCCUGAUGAUCCGCUUGCUCCGCAGCGUCAUGUCAUUCCCGCCUAUGCCUCCGCCGCCACCGCCGCUGCCGCCCGCCCGAACCCCGGUGGGGCCCGCCGCGCGCCAGCUAUCCCGUAGGCCCUGCGCGCCGCCCGCGCCACCGCCGCCGGUCGCCGCCGGAGAGAAGAAAAAGAGGCCACCCGAGAUGUUACUCUCCAGCUCCUGGCCUUCAGCCACCCUGAAGAGGCCGCCGGCCCGGCGCGGCCCCGGCCUGGGUCCGGGCACCCCGCAACCACCGAUCUCAGCACGCGUCCCGCCCCAGCCCUCUCCGGGCCGUGGGGGGACCUCGACCACGUGCUCCGCGCCCCGGCGGGUCGCCUGCAGCCACAGCUCAGCAGGAGCCACCGCCGCGGGAACCUCUGCGGGGGCGGGGUCUGGGCCCGACGAUGCCACGCGCUUCUCGUUGAGCCUCACCCCAGAAGCCAUCCUGGUCAUCCAGAGGCGCCACCUGGAGAAGCAGUUGCUGGCGCGACCCCGGAGGCCCUUCCCCACGCCCUCGGCCGACCCCCGGCGCCCACUGGUCCCCUGUCCCCGGAGCAAGUCCUCGACCCUGCGGAGGGGAGGAUCCACUAGUGUCCCCGAGGCGCCUCUGGCUGUAGCUGUCAGCAGCCGCCCUCCCCGUGCCUCGCUGCUGCCUGGAGGUCUGCAGGCCGCUCUGCCCAGCCCGCGCACCUCCGGCCUGCGCCCGGUGCUCAAGGUGUCGUUGCUCAAUGAAAAGCACAAGUACGACGAUGAGGAGUACGAGGAGGAGGUGGAGGUGGUGGACGAGGGCCUGGUGCGCAAGUGCACGGAGUGGCUGCGUGGGGUGGAGUCGGCAGCUGCUGCGAGGGGUCGCACAGGGCAUCUGGACACGCUGCCCCACCUGAGCACUCUGUGAACUAGGUGGGCCAGGUGGGACCCGACCUGGUUCGAGGCCUACCAUCACCUCCCGCCCUCGUUGCCCACCUGGGCCCUUGUGAACCAGGUAUGACAGCAAGGGGGCAGGACUGUUGCCUGGAGCCUUCCCCAGGUGUGCCUGGUCAUGAGUGACCCACAGCCUUUUCUGACGCCCACGACCCAUCUCCUGUGCACCGCCAACCAGCCAACUUGCCUGACUUAAAGGGCUAUUCCUUGCUCUUCCUGUUCCCCCCACACACCGUGGGGAGGAAGAACCUGUGAAAUGCCUUCUAA
Acomys russatus (golden spiny mouse) is the source of this 1778-nucleotide messenger RNA. It is a transcript of the gene Prr18, whose product is annotated as proline rich 18. The record is from RefSeq and is a predicted model, not a curated record. Bases 574 to 1485 code for a protein of 303 amino acids. NCBI's taxonomy places the organism in Eukaryota, Metazoa, Chordata, Mammalia, Rodentia, Muridae. The transcript has 2 exons.